CUUCGGCUUGCUAUCAUUUUUUAUUUUUUUUGACUGAGCCCCCCUUUCACCCUUUUAUUUACUAUUCAGUACCGUAAUUAUCAGAACCUUAUUAUUAAUGAAUGAACUAAAGCUGGACAACUUUUUAAAAAUUAAACUUGUGGAUGGAGAUGCUGACCUAGAUGAUAUCCAAGAGUCCAGAAGUUUUAUUGGUCCAUCACAUCGCAGACUUGGAGAUGCUGGAGAAACACAUUGUUGUGCAUUUUCACCGGAUGGAAAAUUACUAGCUUGGUCUAUUGCACAUGGAUUUGUAAAAGUUUGCUGGUUUGCACCCAUCGCAAACAGGAAUGCAUCAGAAGAUAGUUUGUUAUCAAAUAACUCUGAACUGACAAUUGACUGUGCAAAGAAGGUCGUAACAUUAAAGUUUGGUCCUUUGAGAUGUGACGUAAAUGAAAAUGUUAAGUAUCUUUUGGCAACUGGGCUGGACUGUGGAAGAAUUAAAUUAUGGAACCCUUUUACAGGUGAAAUGAUGUAUAAUUUGUCAGAUCAUCAUUUCGAUGUAAAAGCAUUAUCUUUUGCUUUACUCGGAGAACCUCUUCUUAUAUCAUGCUCGCUAGAUAAGACUUUGAAGGUAUGGGAUUUAGCUGACGAUGGCAACAUGACUUUAACAAUAACAGGACAUCCAUUAUCAGUGUUUGAUUGUGCUUUUUCUCCUGUUGAUCCAUCUCUGAUUUGUUCAGUUGGAAAAGGAAGCUGUGUAAUUAUUUGGAAACUACAUAACAAAAGACAUUGUACAAAGAAGAGUCAAUUACGAGGGCAUCAUAAUGAUGUUGUGUCGUGUUCCUGGUCUCCUGACGGAGCUCUUGUAGCUACUGCAUCACAUGAUACGACUGUAAUAGUUUGGGAUCCUCACAUCAGUCAGCAAAUUAUGGUCUUGGGGCAUGUCAACCCUCUACCAGAACCAAUAUUUGCAGGUGGUGCAAACGGUGCUUGGCUCAGUUGCGUCUGUUUCUCACCAGAUGGAAGUCAAAUUGCAACUUUAUGUGAAGAUGAAAAGUUACGUGUAUGGUCUUUGUGGACAAAUGAACCAACGAGAGAAAAAUCUCUGAAUAAACCAGGAUCCGUUUGCAUAUUUUCACCAAAUGGAUCUUCUAUUGCAUUGGGUAAUUCUGCUGGAUCAGUUGUAAUACUGGAUAUUGGGUUGUCAGUGAUGCCUUUACGUCAUUUAAGCAGACUUGCAUUACGUACAGUGUACAAUACCUCGGAAUUACAAAUACUCUCAUUGCCUUCAAUGAUCAAACGUUAUCUUCAAUACACUGCAAGACAAUUUUGAGAAAAUUAGCAGUGAUUAGAAUAUCUGGAAAUUUGCUGGAAAUAAGUAUACAAAGUGAAAUAGUCUGAAGCCUAUAUAAUUUGAUAAAAUAUGCCGUCAUCAUGGCCUUUGUCAGAUUUUUUUAAUAAAAACGUUUGGAUCUGUGAAUUAUUUGAAUGAUACUAAAUAGUCAAACAGUGUUUUACAAUAUCUUUGCACAGUUAUUAAAUGAAAUACGUCAACACCUUACUGCUUCGUCCAUAUGGCCUUUAUAUGCUCUUAGAACUGAUUGGAUGAUUUUGUCAAACGUUUUUUUACGCCUCCUGCUGGUUAUGAAUGAGAGGAUUAUGAAGUCUUCUAUCUCACUCCACAAAAAUGUGAAAUCAGUCGGUACAGGUGCACAUUGCAUAUUGUGUUGCAUUUUUAUUUUUACUCCAUUUUUAAAACAAUUAUUACCGAAAUAUCUCAAUUAUUCUGCUUUUUGUGAUUUAAAGAAUUUGUGGUGUACAUUCUCAUCUUCUUCCUAUAUCAAACCACUUUUUUUGAGAGAAAUACGUUACGUUAACCGCCAAAUUACUGCAUUUAUGAUUCAUGGGUUGUUGCAUUAUGCUAUACUUGCAUCAAUUUCGAUUUUCAAAUUCAUAUCGAGUGUGUAAUGUUUUUAGAAAUUAUCUAUGUUGACUUAUUCCAUAUAAAUUGAUCUGAUAGGAAUAUCAUAUUCACAGUGAGAGAAUGUUGUAUGUAUCAAAGCAUUAUUAGUUGAAUUCCAACAAAUUAUACUCCAUAUGCUUCUUUGCUACAAAUCAUCUUUAUUAACAGUAGUCUGUUUUUACUGCCUGCAACAGAGCUUGGUGAUAGGUAUUCAGAGUGUAUUUGCAUGUCAUUGAAUAUGAUUUUAUGAAAAAAUUUGUAAUUUUUGUGAGUAUAUAUUGUGAUACGAGUGUGUGCUUCACUUAUAUAGAAGUCAGAUCACGCAAUUAGAAUGAUUGUGAAAACUUGUUUGUUCAAAUCACCUAAUCAAUUGAUGAUAAAUUUAAAAUGUGAUUUCAAUUUUCAAUUGCUUGGUCAAGAACGACCAGUAUUUGUCAUAUAUUUUCGAAUAUACUAUUUCAUUAAUAUCGUUACAAAUUGUAUAUUUCUGUUUUCUAAUAUUAUUUUUGCAUUAUAAGGUUUGUCACACUACUUGUUCUAGUCGCUUAUUCAGUUAAGUGGCUGCUAUGUUGCUUUUAAUGAUUUUCUUUAAUGCUGUCAUCCUUAUUCUUAAAUCAGUUUUGAGAUAGAGCCCUGUGAUUCAUUGGUAUGAUUUACACCUUAUGAGGUCACAUGUUGACAUACUGAAUCCUAUUUGCUCAUUGUGCAUUUCAGCCCAAAACUUCUUUAGUGGACAAUAACUACACAUAGGCUAAUAUGUUUGUCUGGGAAUAUUUCACCAAACUUGAACUUUAGGAUUAUUUCUAUAUACCCAUAUCUCGGCGCCAUCUUAGUAGAAGAAUGUAGUCUACCUGCUGUCACGCUCUUCUGAUUUUUGUUUUAUAUAAAGAUUCUGCCUAGGUUCUAUGUUUUUGAUGUCUGUAUGACAACUUUUGUAUCAUUUAUUACUUGCUGCGAAUUUCUUGUCUGUUCCCCCUUGCACCAAUACACAAUCAAUUGAUGGAAUACAUUCUACUGCAUUAUGAUAUUAAUAAAAUAGUAUUAAAUAUA
Styela clava is the source of this 2992-nucleotide messenger RNA. Its product is annotated as WD repeat and SOCS box-containing protein 1-like. Gene Ontology annotation, biological process: protein polyubiquitination; intracellular signal transduction. Gene Ontology annotation, molecular function: protein binding. NCBI's taxonomy places the organism in Eukaryota, Metazoa, Chordata, Ascidiacea, Stolidobranchia, Styelidae. The record is from RefSeq and is a predicted model, not a curated record.